AUGACAGUAGGGGCAGGACUGUGCGUCAUCCUGUUUGAAUUCAGAGACAGCUUUGCGUUGAGUGAGGAAGAGGUGGGUCAGACUCUUCUGGUGCAGCAUGAGAUCGACACAGGUGAUGCUCGACCCAUCAAGAUGCGUCCCCGCCGUAUCCCGCUGGCACGCCAGGAGGCGGCAGACAAGGCUGUGUUGGAGAUGCAGCGGGCAGACUUCAUUGAGCCCUCAGACAGCCCCUGGGCGGCGCCAGUCGUCAUGGUUCCGAAGAGGGGCAAGCUGAGGUUCUGUGCGGACUACAGGCGGCUGAAUGAGGUAACCAGGAAGGACUCAUACCCCAUACCACGUAUCGAUGAGUCGCUGGACCUGGAGGGGUCCUCCUGGUUCUCCUCACUAGACCUCCGCAGUGGCUACUGGCAGGUGCCCCUCUCCCCAGAGGCCAGAGCCAAAACUGCGUUCUCCACUAACAGAGGACACUGGCAGUUCAAGGUCCUGUGCUUUGGCCUGUGCAACGCUCCAGCUACUUUUGAGCGUUUGAUGGACAGGGUGCUGGAUGGCAUCCCCCGACAGCAGUGUCUGGUAUACCUCGAUGACAUCCUGGCCCAUGGCAGCUCCUUCCAGUCAGCCCUGGGGGCGCUACGGCGUGUGCUGGAGAGGGUGGCUGCCGCAGGUCUGAAGCCACCCGAGAAGUGCCACUUCAUGAGGAGAGAGGUGUCCUUCUUGGGCCACCGAGUGGGGAAGGAGGGGAUCAGCACCAUGGAGGACAAGGUAGGGGCUGUCAGAGACUGGCCCACCCCCACCGACCAGCGUCAGCUGAAGAGCUUCCUGGGCCUGGCCUCGUACUACAGGAGGUUUGUACGGGGCUUCUCAAGCGUUGCUGCUCCACUGAACCGCCUGCUGCCGAAGGACAAGGCUUUCACUUGGACAGUGGAGUGUGAGGAGGCGUUCAACACCCUCAAACGUGCACUGAUCGAGGCCCCGUGCUCGCCCCCUGACCUCACCUUGCCCUUUAUCCUGGACACAGACGCGAGCAAUGUGGGCAUGGGUGGGGUGCUGGCCCAGGUGGGGCCAGAGGAGAGAGUGGUGGCGUACUUCAGCAAAACAUUUGACAAACAUGAGCGCCGCUACUGUGUCACCCGGCGGGAGCUCUUGGCUGUUGUGGCUUCCGUCAAACACUUCAAGUACUACCUGGGUGGUCUGCCCUUUACUGUAAGGACUGACCACUCUGCUCUCCAGUGGCUCAUGUCUUUCAGAGAGCCAGAGGGGCAGGUGGCACGCUGGUUGGAGGAGCUUCAGCCGUAUGACUUCACGGUGGUGCACAGGGCAGGGGCACGCCACUCCAACGCCCGACGCCAUGUCCCGUCGGCCCUGUACUGCGAGAAAGGGCCCCCAGGCCGCUCUCAUGCUCAGCUCCAACAGUUCCCAGUGGGGGCUCCCAUGGAGAGGGUGGGAGUGGAUGUAGUUGGGCCGUUCCCCACCACAGACAGUGGAAACCGCUGGGUGCUCACGGCCAUGGACUAUUUCACAAAAUGGCCCGAGGCCUAUGCUCUGCCUGACCAGGAGGCAGAGACCAUCGUCGACGCCCUGACAGCGGGGAUGUUCAGCAGGUUUGGAGCUGCAGAGUCCAUCCACAGCGACCAAGGCAGAAACUUUGAGUCCCGUGUGUUCGCCACCAUGUGUGAGAGGCUGGGUAUGCACAAGACCCGCACUACUCCUCUCCAUCCUCAAAGUGAUGGCCUUGUGGAGCGCUUCAACAAAACGCUUGGACAGCAGCUGGCCAUCGUCUCUUCCAAACACCAGCGUGACUGGGACAAGCACCUGCCUAUGGUCCUCAUGGCAUGCCGCUCCGCUGUCCAAGACUCCACCUCCUGCACGCCUGCCCUCCUCAUGCUGGGAGAGAUCCGCACCCCUGCGGAGAUGGCGUUUGGUCGGCCCCUGGAUAGCCCUCAUGUUCCUCCGGGGCCGGAGUAUGCCCGGAGACUCCAGGACCGCCUGGAGACAGCCCACACCUUCGCCAGAGAGCAGCUGGUGAAUGCAGGUGUGAGGCAGAAAAGGGACUAUGACGUGCACACCCGGGAAGGCACUUUGUGGCUGGGGAGCUGGUCUGGGUCUACAGCCCCCUAAGGAAAAAGGCAGAUGCCCCAAGUUGGACAGUCACUGGGUGGGACCCUGCAGUGUCCUGGAGAGGGUAGGGGAGGUUGUGUACCGGGUGCAGCUUCCUCCCAGGGGGAGAAAGGUGGCACUGCACCGGGACAGGUUAGCCCCAUACAGAGGGGCCUCUUCUCCCCAAACCCCAGGAACCCCCACAAUUCCCCUCUCUGGCAAUGACAUUCUCCAGGCACCCACCCUCAGGUGCCGCAGACAAGGCUCCAGACAGCCCACUCCCCCUGUCUCCCCCCCUGUGUCACCGCGUGGUUCCCCAGAACCACGGACUGUAUUACCCGUUCAGGCUUCCUUGUCCCCCAUAUCCCUGCCUUCAUCCCCUGGUUCCCAGAGGGGCACUCUGCGACCAUCACGGCCACGCAGGCAAAGGAGACCUCCGGGUCGCUUCAGAGACUUUGUUUGUUCCCUCGGGGACGAGGGACUUUGUGGUGGGGGGGCUGUGUAGCGACCCGCACAGACAGCUGUGUGUUAUGUGCUAGGCUAGGAGGUGGUUGUGUUGUACUGACCAGUACCCGGUGUUCGCGGGGUCCGACAUGUCAAUCAACCUGCUAUCUGCCAAUCACGGGAAUGCCUGGAAUGUUCUGAUGCCGGGCAUCCUGGUGGUUGGCGGAGUGGCGUGGAGGGGGGUUGGGCAUUGAAAGUUAAGACCAGGUUCAGCCUUUGUUCUCUCUCUCUUACGUCUGGGCUUCACAAGAGAAGGUCACGAUUGGCUUGUGGGUUAUCUGUCAUCUAUUUGGCGUGUGCUACGGCCCAAACAGUAGCCUGUGUAAAGUUGGUUCAAUAAACCGUCAAUUCGCAAACUCAA
Molecule: messenger RNA, 2959 nt
Organism: Oncorhynchus nerka (sockeye salmon)
Lineage: Eukaryota; Metazoa; Chordata; Actinopteri; Salmoniformes; Salmonidae
Gene: thy1
Product: Thy-1 cell surface antigen
Biological process (GO): DNA integration
Molecular function (GO): nucleic acid binding
Source: RefSeq, a predicted model, not a curated record